Messenger RNA from Paralichthys olivaceus (Japanese flounder), 343 nucleotides. Lineage: Eukaryota; Metazoa; Chordata; Actinopteri; Pleuronectiformes; Paralichthyidae. The record is from RefSeq and is a predicted model, not a curated record.
GACAGCGGCUCCCCUGCCAUGUCCUCCACCGUCUUCAUCAACAUCGACAUCUCCGACGUUAACGACAACCCCCCCCUCUUCACCCCUGCCAACUCCACGGCCGUCAUACAGCUAAAUCAAGCCUCUGGCUCCACCCUGCUGAAGCUGUCCGUCAGCGAUAAAGACUCACCCAGAAACGGCCCCCCCUUUGAGUUCCGCAUCGCGUCAGGAAACGAGGGAAAGUUUUUUUCUCUGGACCAGACGGGAACUCUGAAGACCAACCGCGUGAUUGGCUCCGAGGCCCCCAGAGAGUUUGUUCUCGUAAUCCAGCUUUGUUUUCAUCUCUUAGGCAAGUGACUCUGGG